Molecule: messenger RNA, 2712 nt
Organism: Verticillium alfalfae VaMs.102
Lineage: Eukaryota; Fungi; Ascomycota; Sordariomycetes; Glomerellales; Plectosphaerellaceae
Product: ribonucleoside-diphosphate reductase large chain
Exons: 4
Coding region: 1-2712 (903 amino acids)
Biological process (GO): deoxyribonucleotide biosynthetic process; DNA replication
Cellular component (GO): ribonucleoside-diphosphate reductase complex
Molecular function (GO): ribonucleoside-diphosphate reductase activity, thioredoxin disulfide as acceptor; ATP binding
Source: RefSeq, a predicted model, not a curated record
AUGUUCGUGAGAAAGCGAGAUGGCCGCCAGGAGCGCGUCCAGUUCGACAAGAUCACGGCUCGUGUGUCAAGGCUGUGCUACGGCCUUGACAUGGACCACGUCGACCCGGUCGCCAUCACUCAGAAGGUUAUUUCUGGUGUCUACGGCGGUGUCACUACCGUUCAGCUUGAUGAUCUUGCUGCUGAGACUGCCGCGUACAUGACCGUCACCCAUCCCGACUAUGCCAUCCUCGCCGCCCGCAUUGCGGUCUCAAACCUUCACAAACAGACCAAGAAGCAGUGGUCUUCUGUCGUCAGUGAUUUGUAUCACUACGUCAACCCCAAGAACAACCGUCCCUCUCCCAUGAUUGCACCAGAGACGUACGAGUUUGUCAUGAAGCACAAGGAGGAGCUUGACUCUGCCAUUGUCUACGACCGUGACUUCAACUACCAAUACUUUGGCUUCAAGACCCUGGAGCGCUCCUAUCUCCUCAAGCUCGACGGCAAGAUCGCCGAGCGCCCGCAGCACAUGAUCAUGCGUGUGUCCGUUGGUAUCUGGGGAGACAACGUUGAGCGUGUCAUUGAGACGUACAACCUCAUGUCUAGCAAAUUCUUCACACACGCCUCUCCUACCCUCUUCAACGCUGGCACGCCCCAGGCUCAGCUGUCGUCCUGCUUCCUGGUUGACAUGAAGGAUGACAGCAUUGAAGGUAUCUACGACACCCUCAAGACCUGUGCCAUGAUCUCCAAGAUGGCUGGUGGCAUUGGCCUGAACGUCCACCGCAUCCGUGCCACUGGCUCUUACAUUGCCGGCACCAAUGGCACUUCAAACGGCAUCACGCCCAUGCUUCGCGUCUUCAACAACACGGCGCGCUACGUUGACCAGGGCGGCAACAAGCGUCCCGGCGCCUUUGCCAUCUACCUUGAGCCAUGGCACGCUGAUGUCUUCGAGUUCCUCGACCUCCGCAAGAACCACGGCAAGGAGGAGGUUCGCGCUCGCGAUCUUUUCCUUGCUCUGUGGAUCCCCGAUCUCUUCAUGAAGCGUGUCGAGAAGAACGGCGACUGGACUCUUAUGUGCCCCAACGAGUGCCCUGGCCUUGCCGACUGCUACGGUGAUGAGUUCGAGGCCUUGUACGAGAAGUACGAGAAGGCUGGCAAGGGCCGCAAGACCAUCAAGGCACAGAAGCUUUGGUACGCCGUCCUUGAGGCUCAGACCGAGACCGGCAACCCCUUCAUGCUCUACAAGGAUCACUGCAACCGCAAGAGCAACCAGAAGAACCUCGGUACCAUUCGCAGCUCCAACUUGUGCACAGAGAUUGUCGAGUACUCGGCCCCCGAUGAGGUUGCCGUUUGCAAUCUGGCCUCUCUGGCCCUGCCCGCCUACGUUGAUUACAACAACGGCGUGUACGACUUCAAGAAGCUCCACCAGGUGACUCAGGUCGUCGUCAGGAACCUCAACAGGAUCAUCGACGUGAACCACUACCCCGUCAUCGAGGCUCGCAACAGCAACAUGCGCCAUCGGCCCAUUGGCCUUGGUGUCCAGGGCUUGGCUGAUGCGUUCCUUGCUCUCCGCAUGCCCUUUGAGUCGCCUGAGGCCAAGGAGCUCAACAAGCAGAUCUUUGAGACCAUCUACCACGCCGCCCUGACCAUGUCAUGCAAGCUCGCUCAGGAGGAAGGCCCUUACUCAACAUACGAGGGCUCGCCCGUCUCCCAGGGUAUCCUUCAAUACGACAUGUGGAACGUCAAGCCUACUGACCUUUGGGACUGGGCCGAUCUCAAGAGCCAGAUCAAGCAACACGGCGUGCGUAACAGUCUUCUCGUGGCGCCUAUGCCCACGGCCAGUACCUCGCAGAUCCUCGGCAACAACGAGUGCUUCGAGCCUUACACGUCCAACAUCUACCAGCGCCGUGUGCUCGCUGGCGAGUUCCAGGUUGUCAACCCCUGGCUGCUCAAGGACCUUGUCGACAUGGGUCUUUGGUCUGAUAGCAUGAAGAACCGCAUCAUUGCCGAAAAUGGUUCCAUCCAGAACAUCCCCAACAUUCCCGCGGACAUCAAGUCCCUGUACAAGACUGUCUGGGAGAUUUCUCAGCGCACCGUUGUGCAGAUGGCUGCCGAUCGUGGCGCCUUCAUCGACCAGUCUCAGUCCUUGAACAUUCACAUGAAGGACCCUACCAUGGGCAAGAUCACGAGCAUGCACUUCGCCGGCUGGAAGCUUGGCCUCAAGACCGGCAUGUACUACCUGCGCACCCAGGCUGCUGCGGCCCCUAUCCAAUUCACCGUUGAUAAGGAGGCGCUCAAGGUCGCCGAUACCAACGUCGGCAAGGAGCGCAGCCUCAAGAAGCGGUCUCCCAUGCCCAGCUACAACUCGUCGGCUGCGGCCGUUCCUAGGCCCAUGUUCCAGAACAAGGAUGGUUCGGCAGACAGCAACAGCCGCAACGGUGUUCCGACCCCCAGCACGACACCGCCUCCUGCCGCCGUCACGUCCCUCCCUAUCGCCUCGCCUGCUAAGCCGGCGACGAUGAAGGCGGAUGUUGACGAGGGCGACAGCCCCAAGGUCCUGCCUAUGGAGCCCGCCGACAAGAUCAAGAUUGAGGAGCUCUCUCAGGGCGAGAAGACUCCUGACGCGGAGGAUAAGGAUGAGGACAGCAAAGAGCGCGAGAACGACAUUUACUCGGAAGCUGUGCUUGCUUGCAGCAUUGAAAACCCUGAGUCUUGUGUGAUGUGCAGCGGCUAA